Penicillium malachiteum is the source of this 1815-nucleotide messenger RNA. Its product is annotated as MFS transporter. The transcript has a single exon. The record is from RefSeq and is a predicted model, not a curated record. Gene Ontology annotation, molecular function: transmembrane transporter activity. The coding region runs from base 1 to 1815 and encodes 604 amino acids. Gene Ontology annotation, biological process: transmembrane transport. NCBI's taxonomy places the organism in Eukaryota, Fungi, Ascomycota, Eurotiomycetes, Eurotiales, Aspergillaceae.
AUGGCAACGGAGGCGCCUGCCAUGGAGGCUAAGGCCUCGUUAAACCUACCAAACAAGGUUCCCUACUGGCGUUUAUUGACCGAGCCAGGUGUGGUUACCCAAGAGGUUGUCGAUCAUCCCUAUGCAGGAUCGGGAACAGAGGAGGAUCCCUAUGUGGUACAAUGGAUGCCGAAUGACUUUCGGAAUCCGUUGCAGUUGACUCUGACGAUGAAAUGGUCCAUCACAAUGGUCGCUGCCCUUGAGACCCUUGUCGUGGCUCUGGUUUCUUCAGCCUAUACUGGUGGUAUUGUUCAGAUCGAGGAAGCGUUCGGAGUCACAACGGAAAUCGCUACCCUCGGUGUCUCGCUAUACGUUCUUGGAUUCGCCUUGGGCCCUUUGCUCUGGGCCCCGAUGAGUGAAAUGUUCGGUCGUCAAUCUGUGUUCAUUGGUACUUACUGUGGUCUGACUAUCUUCUGUGCCGCCACGACUGGUGCUAAGAACAUCACAUCUCUGCUUAUCUUCCGUUUCCUCUCUGGAGCAUUUGGAUCAUCCCCAUUUACGAACUCUGGUGGUGUGGUUGCUGAUAUGUUUGCUGCCCGCGAGCGUGGCCUGGCGCUAUCUGCGUUCGCCCUGGCUCCUUUCCUCGGUCCGGUUAUUGGUCCCAUUAUCGGAAGUUUCAUCGGUAUGGAUGUCGGCUGGAAGUGGGUUAUGGGUGUGUUGACCAUCCUGUGUGGUGUGAUGUGGUUCGUCGGCACAGUAUCCAAGCCGGAAACAUACGCCCCGGUUCUUCUUCGUCAACGCGCGAAGACCCUCUCCAAGCUUACCGGCAUGGUCUAUAUCAGCAAACUGGACAUCGAUCAAGGACGACCUAACCUGAAGAAAUCGUUGAAGAUCUCUCUUUCCCGUCCAUUCGUUCUUCUCUUCAAGGAACCCAUCGUCCUUCUCCUUUCGACCUACCUCGCUAUCAUCUACGGCACACUCUACAUGCUCUUUGGCGCUUAUCCGAUUGUAUACGAAGUUCACCGAGGAUGGAACCAGGGUGUUGCCAGUCUUGCAUUUUUGGGAGUCAUGGUGGGAAUGUUGGCCGCUAUCGCCUACUCGAUCCCCGAGAAUACUCGUUACGGAAAACUCCUUGAGAAGAACGGUGGCUACGCACCUCCCGAGGCGCGUCUUGUCCCUUGUAUGUUUGCUUCCCUCACUCUUCCCAUCGGUCUCUUUUGGUUCGCAUGGACCAAUUCUCCAUCGGUUCACUGGAUGGCCAGUGUGGCUGCCGGUGUUCCCUUCGGCUUCGGUAUGGUCAUGGUCUUCUUAUGUGUCUUCAACUACUUAAUCGACGCCUACACCAUUUUCGCCGCCUCAGUUCUUGCGGCCAACUCCCUGCUCCGUUCCUUGUUCGGUUUCGCCUUCCCUCUCUUCACAACCUACAUGUUCGAAAACCUCGGCAUCCACUGGGCUUCUUGUAUCCCAGCUUUUCUCGCUCUGGCUUGUGUGCCUUUCCCCUUCAUUCUUUACAAGAAGGGUCUGACUAUUCGCAAAUACUGCAAGUACUCUGCCCAGUCAGAGGCGUUUGUUCAGAGCUUGCUUCAGAGUAUGGCCGGUGGUGCAAAGAAAGAAGUGAUCUCUGAAUCAGGCCCAUCUGAUGAGCCAGUCUCCACCGUGCCUUCUCUCACUGAGACUGCUGGGACUAUGAAGGAGGGUGAUGUUGAUGUUCACUCUCUCCAGCACUGUGCGACGCAUACCUCUGCUCGCGGUUCUACCGAGAUGCAGCGGGUUCCCACUUACGAGGCGAACCCCUAUGAUGUUGACCGCGUCAACACACGCGAGUCUUUCAAAUAG